UGGGAAAAUGGACGAAAUGUCAAACUAUCGACCGAUCCCCAUCCUACCAGUCAUAUCUAAAAUAAUGGAGAGAGCUGUUUAUGUUCAACUUGUGAACUAUCUUGAAGAAAAUGAAUUUUAACACCCAACCAAAACAGAUACAGGAAGAAACAAUCUACCGAAUUAGCCACACUCUAUCUGACAGAGGAAAUCAGGAAGAAGAUGGACAAAGGGAAUUUAACAGAGUACUAAACUUUGCAGACGAUACCGUGUUAUACAAUGGACGAAAAACAAGCCAGCAACUUGAGAUCGCUUUCAACGCUGAAUUGAAAAACGUAGACAGGUACUUCAUUGAAAACGAACUUGUAUUAAAUCUGAAGGCUGGAAAAACCGAAUUGAUGAUAUUCGGCACUCGCAAAAAUUUGAAUAAAAACGGAUCAACCUUGAACUUGGAAAUCAACGGAAAGCUAAUUAACGCAACCACCGAAUAUCGAUAUCUUGGGACUGUUCUCGACCAGACUUUGUCAAUGAACCAUCACUUUAUAAGUCUUUACAAGAAAAUGUCUGCCAAGCUUCAUUUACUACUCUCAUUGAAAUCCAACUUAACGAACAAUGCCAUCACUAAAAUCUAUGUUGGAAUGCUGCUGCCAACGCUUCUUUACUGCUGCACUACAAACCUGAAUCUUACCAACGGCCAGCAAAAUAAGCUUCAAUCACUUGAUAGAAGAAUUGCGAAGGUGACAGAAACGUCAAGUACCAAUUAUGAAUGAAAUAAAGAAACAUGCUGUCAUGCUCGUCACAAAAUGCUUGGAAAAAGCAGUGUGUAGCAAUUUUGAUGAUUUCUUCGAGAUAAGAUCGCCCAGUAGAAACACCCGAAACAACAAUUACUUAUUGACAAUACCUAGAGUGAGACUUGAAGUAAAUAGAUCUGGUUUUAAAUUUAUGGGAUCAAAGAUUUAUAAUGACUUGCCAAUCGAAAUUCGAAAAUCGGAUACUUUACCAAGUUUCGUAAGAAAAUCUAAAAGCUAUUUUAACCUGUAAUAAAUUAUUUUAUGCCUUAUUGUAAAGCUAGUAUUUUUAACUCAUGUUUUUAACUGUUAUAUAAUAAUAAUAUUUUAUAAUUUUAUUUUUCAGAGGACAUAUAUUAAGAGCAGUUUUUUAAAAGCUGAA
This is a messenger RNA of Hydractinia symbiolongicarpus, 1149 nucleotides long. RefSeq lists its product as uncharacterized. NCBI's taxonomy places the organism in Eukaryota, Metazoa, Cnidaria, Hydrozoa, Anthoathecata, Hydractiniidae. The transcript is spliced from 2 exons. Bases 111 to 749 code for a protein of 212 amino acids. The record is from RefSeq and is a predicted model, not a curated record.